Molecule: messenger RNA, 687 nt
Organism: Rotaria sp. Silwood2
Lineage: Eukaryota; Metazoa; Rotifera; Eurotatoria; Philodinida; Philodinidae
Source: the annotation of a GenBank genome assembly
AUGAGUAGUAAUAACAAAAGCGGUGUUUUAUCUCGUGUGUUUGGUGGUUCAUCAAAAGGUGGUGCUAAAAUGAAAACAGCACAAACUCCACAAGAAGCAAUACAACAGUUACGUGAUGUCGAAGAUGUUCUUAAUAAAAAAGUUGAACAUUUAGAAGCCAAAAUUAAUGAAGAAACAGGAAUUGCCCGUCGUGAUGCAAGAACAAAUAAACGUAAUGCAUUAAAUGCUUUGAAAAGAAAAAAACGUUUAGAAAAAACUUUACAACAAAUUGAUGGAACAUUAACAACACUUGAAUAUCAACGUGAAGCUUUACAAAAUGCAGCUAUGAAUGGUCAAGCAUUUUCUGCACUUCAAGGUGCAACAAGUGCAUUAAAAAAUGUUCAUAAAGAACUUGAUGUUGAUAGUGUUCAAGAUAUAAUGGAUGAAUUAGCUGAACAACAUGACUUAUCUAGUGAAAUUGCUAAUGCUAUUUCAAGCCCUGUUGGUUUUGGUGCUGAAAUAGAUGAACGUGAACUCGAAGAAGAAUUAGCACAAUUAGAGCAAGAAGCACUUCGAGAUGACUUACGCCGAGUUGAAUUACCAUCAGUUCCGGCUCAUCCUAUUCCAACAUAUAGUCAACCAGCAAGUGUACCAUCGAACAAAGCAAAGAAUGAUCAAUUGGCUGAAUUAGAAAGAUGGGCAUCAUAA